UUGAUGGUUCGUAAAUCCAUUAAUAUUAUUUCAAACGACUUCCCAAUUUUUAGUUUCAAAUUUUAAAUAGCUCCCCUCCUCUUUAGAAGAUCCAUAAAAAUGAGUGAUGUGCUCCGAAACCUUCAAGAAUUUCGAAAAGAGAAAGAGAAAAUAAAGUUAAAAGAAAGGCAAGAAGUCGAGCAAACUACACAAAAAGACGUGGAAAAUGUGAUAAAGAAAGAAUCGCCGAAUGGACGGGAAUGGAACUUUUUGACAAAGGCUGAGCCGGUGCCAGAGGAUUAUGAAGAGCAGUCUGUGGUCUCUACACGAAUCGCCGUGGUUGUAUACGUAGUUGGUCAAGCUCUGGCUGCAUGGGUCCAAUUCGGAGCGGUCUUCUUCAUUCUAUCACUCAUUCUUUUCACAUAUUGGAACACUGGAAGACGGCGACGCGGCGAGAUGAGUGCCUAUUCAGUAUUCAACGACAAUUGUGAGCGUCUCGCUGGAAGUAUGACUGCUGAACAUUUCGAAAGAGACAUGCUCCGACAGAGGCGGUGAUGUAAAGAUCACAAUUUGGUAUAAAAAAUCUUCUUCUUCCCUCACGCCGUCCCCACACGCCAUAAUUCACCAUAAUCGAAAAUUCUGUGAUAAAAUUGUCUCCAACAUGGGUUUUUACAUUCCUUUUCGCGUUCAAUAAACUGGUUAUCUCCAAUGUUUAUAG
Molecule: messenger RNA, 697 nt
Organism: Caenorhabditis elegans
Lineage: Eukaryota; Metazoa; Nematoda; Chromadorea; Rhabditida; Rhabditidae
Gene: C13F10.5
Product: SAYSvFN domain-containing protein
Exons: 4
Coding region: 100-534 (144 amino acids)
Source: RefSeq, marked reviewed